UUAUGGAAGUCGGUGACUGUUAGCCUUGUCCCGAACGGCAAAAAUCCAUUGUCCAAGGAAGUAAAAAACUUUAUAAGCGGUGAGGACAACCCAAGAAACUAUUCUCCGACAGAACACACACAGCGAAGAAGUUGUCUGAAAACCUCUCUAAAACAAAAACAAAAACUGUUGAAAGAUGGCAAGAGAAACUAGUUGUUUGAGCAGAAUCGCUGCCGGAACUGCCAUCGGCGGCGCACUUGGCGGCGCUGUAGGUGCUGUCCAUGGAACUUACCAGGCGAUUAGGUUGGGGGUCCCUGGGCUUAUGAAGAUAAGGUACAUAGGGCAAACAACCAUUGGCAGCGCAGCGAUCUUCGGACUUUUCCUAGGUGCGGGAAGUUUGAUACACUGUGGAAAAUAAGCGUUGUCAAGUUUGUGGUCUUAUGGUGAUCUGAAAAACAUUUAGCUUUUUAUUUGAUGAAUGUUUUGGAUGAAUUGUCUCAUGUGUUUCUGCCGCUAUAUGAAUUAUCAUCUUUUGGAUUUGGUGCUUGUUAUUCGUUCUUUUGCCUACCGUACUCUUGUUAAUGGAAAGAUCAUGUUACAAAUAUCUUAGUUGCAAAAUAAUGCAUAGAAAGUGGAAUUCAAAGAGCAUAUUAUUACUUGUCUUAAUUUUACAACCAUAUGUGCAACAAAAGAAGUUUUAAACAAUGGAAGUUGAUUGAUUAUUUACACAUCCACAUAGGAACAAGAUACUUUGUAACAUCGCUUCCAGCUUUGCUUAUCCUUAGUUCUGGCUGUCCUAGAGAUUACCUGUGUAAUUUCUUUAUCAUCUUCCUAAACUCUGUUUCAGUCAUUGAUGUGAUUAAAAACUAUGGGAGCAUAUGCCUUUCGGUUGGUGUUAUAAGCUUAUUGUAUCCAUAAGCUCUCUGACGCGCUUAAAGAAUAACACCUCCUUAAGAACGUCUAAACAUAAACUUUGAAAUCAAUCAAAACCGUAAAGUGCGUACCUGAGUAUCGUGGCACAUGUUCCCUCCAUGAGAUGCCAUAAACUCAUCAAUCUCUUUAUACACUAUAGUGUUAAGAGCUCAUGCAUUAGUGGCUCUUCCUGUUAAAAUGUUAUCAUACUCUGAUAUAGUGGCGAUGUUAAACUUUAGUAAUGACGAUGUUGUAUUGCGUCUUCCCGGCGAAUUCUCAUUCAUUCACCCAUGCUUGACUUUUAACUAGUGAUGUAGUGAAGCGCGCCAACUUUUUAUACCAUUCGUCCCGGUGAUGAGAGAUUUCCGAUAAACUAACAAAUAAGAUUAUAUCUAAACUUAAAUUUCGUAUCUAGAAAAAAAAAGAAAAAAAAAAGAUCAUAUCUAAAUUUCGUGUGUAUCCAACAGUGUAUAGUACGUAACUAGUUAUAUAUAAGAUUAACCAUAUAUCAAAUUGCAUUCAUAUAUCUUAUACUAGGGCCGGCCCGCCCUACGGGCGGGAAGCUAGAAAAAAAAAUAUUUUAUAUGAAUUUACAUUAAUUUAUGAAGUAUUUUUUUUAAAAAAAAAUUGUAGAUUAAAAAUGAUAGUAUAAACCAAAAAAGAAAUAUCUAAGUAUCUUAAAUUUAGGUUCAAGGAAGUACACUUAAAAAGGGAAAAGUUAACAAACUUGAGACUCAUCCAAUCCACCUUGAAUUAUUAUUUUCUUGCGGUUUUUGCAUUGUCAUAUUUUGGUCAAAUUGGAUUUCAUAGAACCAAGUAGCCACUCGAGAACAAUCUGAUUUCAUCUUAGUCAGAGUUCAAAAACUACACACUAUAACGUGUAAAUAGCUAAAAUAUGUCUGAAUUAUUUAUUUUUUAGCAAGAGAACAUUAAGAUAAGAAAUCUUGAAACAGUUCAAUUUAACUUGCAUGCUUCUCAAGACCAACUAAUGACCACUAUUAGUCUACUAAAGAGUGUGAGUAUGAGUAUGAAAGUAGAUACCUUUUAACCGUACACCACAUGACCAUUAUAGAGCAAAUACAAAUCAUGUCUCAAACUACUUACUUAAGUUAAUCAAAAUGAUAUACAGACAAAAACAGGCACUUUGACUUUAACCACACACCACAUGAACACUCUAUAGCAAACACAAAUCAUGUCUCAACCAAAUGAUAUAAAAAGCCGCACACUUUGAGAACAUGAAUGGGUUCCACCAUAAAAAGCUAAUGAAUUCAAAAACUCAACUCACUUUGAACAGAGCAAUAAUCAUACAUUUUAAAAAAAUUGUUUACUUCAACAAACGUCUCAUAAAACCAUUUAAAAUGGUCUCACAAAUGAAAUGGUAAACAACGCAAAACACAUUGAGCAGAUGAACGGGUUCCAUCAAUAAAAGCUAAUGACUUUCAAAAAGCUAAAAAGGGUUCCUUAAACCACUAUGUAAUUAAGCAACAAUCAAAUAUCAGAUACUUUAUUAUCUACUUUUCUAUAAACGUAAAUAGCGAUUUUGAAAACAAACCAGUUCCUGCAGCUGGAAGGGCCUGCCUAUAGCUCUUGUCUUGCACAUCUCCAGCAGAGAACACACCAACCACACUCGUCUUAGUGGUACCAGGCUUGGUCACCACAUACCCAUCCUCAUCAAGCUCAAGCUGGCUAUCCAAGAACUUCGUUGCCGGCUCAUGACCAAUCGCAAAGAACAACCCAGACAUUUUCAAAUCCGAAACAUCACCAGUAACAACGUUCUUCACCUUCAAACAACCAAACACGCCUUUCUAUGUUGCAUGAUCUUCGUCGCCUUGAACGUACCUCGCCUCCUCCAUCACCGAGUCUCCGCUGCCGAUAACCACCAGAGACUUGUUCCUAAAGAUCGGAGUGGUGCCGUCGCAUACAGCACAUGCCGAGAUCCCCCGUUCCAGAAACCAUCAGCGCCUUCGCCAGAUCCGGCGAAGCUCAGCCGUUUCGCAACAGCUCCGGUUGAGAUGAUGACGGAAUUGGUGCUUCGGCGAGCACCGUUCUUGAAUCGGUGAAGAGCUUGAACAGCCUCGAGGAGAAAUCAACCUUGGUGACCUCUCCGUGAAGAUCUCGGUGCCAAACCUCUCUGAUUGCUUCCGGAACUUGUCGACGAUGUCGAUGCCAAGGAUGCCUAAGGGGAAGUUGGCACUACAAAAAAGUCUACAUUGAUAGCACAUUGUUACGAUACGUUUUACUAAACAAAACUGCUAUCGUAGAUGAUUUAAAAAAUUUCGUAUCAUAUAAUAGCAUUAGAUAAAUGCUAUAAAAGAGUUUUAGUAAGCAGGAACUUAAAAUUAGAUAUUCCGCUAAAUACUUUGUGAAAAUCUCAUCACUAAUCAAUUUUCCUCUCUUUAAUUCUCAUUUUUCCCUCUCUUAAAAAGUAACCACUAAGGUGCAAGUGCGAGGAUCCACUUUCUUUUAACUACAACCAUUGAUUAAAAUAAAUCUAAUGGCCCAAAAUGAACAAAGUGAAAAAUGUGUUCUUCCUCUAUCUCCUACCUUUCCUUUCGUAUUCUCUAUCUUUUUUUUUUCUUUUGAACAAAGGCUUAACUCUAUCUCUUUUCUUAUCUCAUGUUCUUCAUUCUUAAACAAAAUUACCCCAUAAACGAAAUCUGUCACAUCCACCACCAUCACCAUAAUCUCUGUCUCCUCGUUCUCUACCUCCGCUAACGAAGCUGUCUCAGCCACCAUCACCAUAACCUCCGCCGCUGCCACCAUCUUCUUAAUCUCCACCUCCUCGUUAUCGUUCUCCGCUAAUGAACUCUGUUUCAACCAUCACCACGAAAUAUGUCUCAACCACUCUUUUAUCUAUUCUCUUAUCAAAGCUUAUUCUUGUCCAGAUGCAGAUUCAUGAAGAAGAUGGAGUUUUCUCCACCAUGGAUUCAAGAUCUGAUGCGAGUAAUGAGAGAUUGGCUGGAAGCGGAGACAUGAUGAAGCUACGGUGGAGGCGGUGAAGCCGAAGGAGUAGUAACGGAAGUUGGGCUUAGAGAGGAAGAAGAUGACGAAAUUCAUGGUGGUGGUUAGCUGACCGCCGGGAGGCGAGGCUUGAGCUCCUGGCCCAAUGCAUCGAUUCUUCAGGAUUAGGCCCAGACACGCGAUUACACAGUCCAAGCCCACACCAGAGUUAAUGAAACGGUGAGUUUCAUGUUCAGGAUAUGUGGGGCGAUUGUAUGAAGCGAGUUUCCAGGCUGGAUCCGACGUGGCGCAACAGGAGGGACACAAACAUUUUUUUAUAUAUAUAGAUAUUAAAAGAGAAGUCACAACCUUGAUUCAUGUGUGAUUUUUUUUAAAAUGGACCUAAUGGAUUUAUUACUAGAAAAUCAUGUUACAUUUAA
This is a messenger RNA of Brassica napus (rape), 4271 nucleotides long. RefSeq lists its product as uncharacterized. The record is from RefSeq and is a predicted model, not a curated record. The transcript is spliced from 3 exons. NCBI's taxonomy places the organism in Eukaryota, Viridiplantae, Streptophyta, Magnoliopsida, Brassicales, Brassicaceae. Gene Ontology annotation, cellular component: TIM23 mitochondrial import inner membrane translocase complex. Gene Ontology annotation, biological process: protein import into mitochondrial matrix; protein insertion into mitochondrial inner membrane. The coding region runs from base 176 to 397 and encodes 73 amino acids.